AUGACAAUGACUGCUACCGCGAUUCAAUCCGGGGCUAUUCUCGGCAGGCAAUUACGAGACCCGAACAUCUGCGGCUAUGUUGCGAACAAGCCACUCGCAUGCCCAAACAACGGCUCUUGCAGGACCGACAAGGACAGCUUCAUCGGAUGCUGCGAUGAGAAAGGCCAGAGCUGUUCAAUCUACACUACAUGCUUUCCUGGGCCGCAGAAGCCCACACCAGCGAACUCAGGUACUUUGAUAUGUACGGGAACAGAAAGUUUCUGCGCAACACUCACCUGGCCUGGAGGCAAGCAGACGGCCUUCUCUUGUGCCACAUCACCGACGACGGCGCAACUAGACCCCACACGGACAUCAACACGCACUCAGGGAACCUCACGGACAUCAAUACGCACUCAGGGAACCUCACGGACAACCUCUAGUCUAUUGCCUUCGACGGAGGCGUCCUUUUCUGCGUCUUUCACUUCCUCUGCUGUCAGCCCUACCUCACGGCCAACCGGCGCUCCGUCAACACUCUCUUCGCUGAUCACUACUAUCUUCCCACCCACCAAGACUUCAGGUACAUCUCCAGAUAGUCCUCCGACCACCGAUUUUACAACCGAAACAUCUCCUCCGUCAUACAGCCCACCUCCAGAAGCAACCCCGUCUACAUCGGACAAGCCGCCAGCACCGCCACCCGGAAGCGGCAUAAUGCAAGAUCUUACAAAUGAGCAGCGGGUAGGUGUAAGCGUCGGCUGCGGAUGUGUCGGUCUCCUCUUCAUCAUGCUGUACUUGUGGACCGUGGAAGGGGGGAAGUACACCAAAUCCGCCAAUGACGGCGUCUAA
Messenger RNA from Colletotrichum costaricense, 822 nucleotides. RefSeq lists its product as uncharacterized. The transcript is spliced from 5 exons. NCBI's taxonomy places the organism in Eukaryota, Fungi, Ascomycota, Sordariomycetes, Glomerellales, Glomerellaceae. The record is from RefSeq and is a predicted model, not a curated record. Bases 1 to 822 code for a protein of 273 amino acids.